Oenanthe melanoleuca is the source of this 1198-nucleotide messenger RNA. RefSeq lists its product as uncharacterized. The annotation marks the transcript as partial. Gene Ontology annotation, biological process: regulation of dendrite morphogenesis. Gene Ontology annotation, molecular function: ubiquitin-protein transferase activity; sodium channel inhibitor activity. The transcript has 5 exons. NCBI's taxonomy places the organism in Eukaryota, Metazoa, Chordata, Aves, Passeriformes, Muscicapidae. The record is from RefSeq and is a predicted model, not a curated record.
UGCGGCUGCGCGGGCCGGGGCCCCUUUCAAUGCGGCCCAGCCGGUCCCGGCCCGCUCCAUUCGGGAACGCUCGUGCUGGGAUGCGGCGGGAUCCUCGUCCGAGCGCUGUGCUGAGCGCGACGCAGGGACCGGCCCCGGUGCUGCCCGAAUCCUGAGGCGCUCAGGCUUCUUCAUCAGACCUUUCUACGAGAUGAUGCUGGGGAAGCCCAUAACCCUGAAGGACAUGGAGUCAGUGGACAGCGAAUACUACAGCUCUCUGAAGUGGAUCCUGGAAAAUGACCCCACCGAGCUGGAUCUCAUGUUUUGCAUAGAUGAGGAGAACUUUGGGCAGGUGUUUCCCAGUCCAGCUCGCUGAGCCUCCGGCUCUGACAUUGGCACGUUCUUCAUUCCAGCUCUGGCUCUGAGAUGCUGCACUUGAUGGCUGCUCCAGUUCCUUCCAGCUCUGGGUCCCUGAGGUGGGUUCCCAUCUCUGCAGUCACCAUGCUGCCGAUUUCCCUGGAAUCUCCCGCUGGGUGUUGAAGAGCAGCAGCCGGGGGAUGUGUUGAAGCAUCCUCUUCAUGCAGCGUUCCAAGUGAGGGUUGCAGUCAGCCUGUCAGCUGCAGAGUGUGACAGGGGGAGCGUGUGUGAGUCUGUGUCUGCUGGGAGAGUCUGUGUCUGUCUGGAGAGUUUGUGUCUGUGUCUGUCUGCUCUUGUCUGCCUGUGCCAGUGUGUGUGCUGACUGCUUCUAACCUUGUGCAUAUGGUUUUUACCUUUUACCUUUGUCAACUCAUUUUUAAAUUUAGAAUAGAAAGUCCCCAGCCAGAGGGUUGGGUUUUUUUCCCCCCAGCUGAGUUUUUUCCUUAGUCCCAGCCAACAAGACUAUGUUCAUCCCAGAGGUUGGGCAUGGACAGUCCCAGUACCCAGGGUUUUGUCAGCAGGAGGGUUUUUGAGGCAUGGACAGUCCCAGUACCAGGUUUUUGUCAGCAGGAGUGUUUUUCAGGCUCCUAGGAGCACUGAUGGCCGUGGUGUAAUGGAGCAGUGGAGACAAGAGCCACGGUGAGUUUUGUGUGUGAGCUGAAAGAGUCGUGUGUGGUGCACAAGUGUUCUUCUUUCUGUGUGCUGCUUCUGUGUUGGGUUUCAUGUGUAAAUAAUAGCAACUGUAAUCAACACUUCAGAAACAGAAAAUGGUUCUAUUGCAUUAAUAUAUAUUUUUGGUUUG